CUUCACCUACAUUUCUCGAACGCUGUCUCUGUUUUUUCAACUCUUCCUUAAUAAACAAACAAACACUGCACCAAACACACACACAACACAACACAUAUUCUUCAAAUUCAAACCUCUAUUCGAUUCGAAUCCCUAUAUUUAUCUCCAUGAAUCCACGUUCUCUAACGUUUAACCGGCGAUCCUGCGACGGCGCCGUCAGAGUUCCUUCGUCGUCGAACUCCUCCUCCUCCUCCUCCUACUACAGGUCCAUGCAGACCUUCCCGCCGGAGAGGCACACCGACCUCGUUCGCAGCAGAGGAGGCCUAAUCACUGUCCCCAGAAGAAUUUCUCCGGCACCGGAGACUGGUGGUGGGUCACAAUCUCCUAGGCUGACGAAGUUGCUGCUAAACGUGACGAUCGAGAGGAGCUUGGGGCCGAUACAUGUGGUAAUAUCGCCGGAGAACAAGGUCCGGGAUUUGACGAAGACGGCGCUUGAGAUUUACGCGAGGGAGAAGAGGAGGCCUUUGCUGCCGGAGACUGAUCCACACUGUUUCGAGCUUCACUACUCCCAGUUCAGCUUGGAGAGUUUGAAGCCGGAGGAGAAGUUGAUAAACUUGGGUUCUAGGAAUUUCUUUUUGUGCUAUAGGCCUUCUACCUCUACGGGUUCAUCUUGCUCUAAGGAAGCAAAGAAGGCAAUUAACACUGCAUUUCCACUAACAAAGCUAAUGGAUUUCUUGUUGUAGAUCUAAGAUUUUUGAGUUAAUUAAUGAUAGCAUGUGUAUAUA
Molecule: messenger RNA, 764 nt
Organism: Quercus lobata
Lineage: Eukaryota; Viridiplantae; Streptophyta; Magnoliopsida; Fagales; Fagaceae
Exons: 2
Coding region: 147-722 (191 amino acids)
Source: RefSeq, a predicted model, not a curated record